Molecule: messenger RNA, 1788 nt
Organism: Vitis riparia (riverbank grape)
Lineage: Eukaryota; Viridiplantae; Streptophyta; Magnoliopsida; Vitales; Vitaceae
Product: rust resistance kinase Lr10-like
Exons: 2
Coding region: 1-1788 (595 amino acids)
Biological process (GO): protein phosphorylation
Molecular function (GO): protein kinase activity; polysaccharide binding; ATP binding
Source: RefSeq, a predicted model, not a curated record
AUGGGCAUCUCUUUAUUCUUCUUCUUCUUGUUUAUGGGAUUGUUUGCAGAGAUUAAUGGAAGGAGCCAAGAUGAAGAGUGCAAGGCGUCAAGGUGCAGUCACCAUGGCCCAGUCAUCCGGUUUCCGUUCCGGCUAAAACACCAGUCAGACCACUGUGGAUAUCCGGAGUUUGAGUUAUCAUGCUCAGAAAAUAAGCAGACCAUACUAGAGCCCCCAUAUUCAUUAAAACUCUCCGUGGAGAAGAUAAAUUACACUUCUCAGGAAAUUAUAGGCCGACCCGAUUAUUGCCAUCGCAGGAAGUUUCAAAACUUUAAUUUAUCUGCCUCUCCCUUCCAGUUCACGGAGUCCUACUUAAGGAGCUUCUCCUUUUUCAGUUGUUCAGAAAAUAAAGCAAAGUCAUAUGGGCUUAAGUCUAUCCCUUGCAGUUUUCUCUCAAGUGACCCAGUUUAUGCCAUUGAGUCCAGCUCUUCUCUCUAUUUCACCAACUUAUCCUCUUGCCGGAAGGUUUUCAAGGCUACACUCCCACAUUAUAUAUUUUAUGGGGAAAACCAUAUUUCUAUGAACUGGUCAAUCCCAAUGUGCGGAAAUUGUGAAGCAAAAGGAAAGAAGUGUCAGCGGAAGAAGAGUAAUAGCACAGAACCCGAAAUCGAAUGCAUUGAUAAACCAGAAAAAGAAGUAAUCCUUGGUUUCCUUCACCUCUCGUUGGGAAUAUUUAUAAUCUUUAUUGUCUAUCGCUCCAAUAAAUUAAAAAGAGAGCAUAAAAUAAAUAUUCAAAGGUUUUUAGAAGAUUAUAAAGCUCUCAAGCCCUCAAGGUAUUCUUAUGCUGAUAUUAAGAAGAUCACAAACAAUUUCAAGGACAAAUUAGGUCAAGGAGGUUACGGGACUGUUUAUAAAGGAAGACUCUCAAAUGAAGUUUUUGUUGCAGUAAAGAUUCUUAAUGAUUUCAAAGGGAAUGGGGAAGAGUUCAUUAAUGAAGUGAGAACAAUGGGUACUAUUCAUCAUGUUAAUGUGGUUCGUUUGGUCGGGUUUUGUGCAGAUGGAUAUAAACGAGCUUUAAUUUGUGAAUUCUUACCAAAUGACUCAUUAGAAAAGUUCAUAUUUUCAACAUUUGGUAACAAUCGUUCACUUGGUUGGUGUAAGCUUCAUGAUAUUGCUAUAGGCAUAGCUAAAGGAAUUGAGUAUCUUCACCAAGGUUGUGAUCAAAGAAUCCUCCAUUUUGAUAUCAAACCUCAUAAUAUUUUGCUUGAUCACAACUUUAAUCCGAAGAUCUCUGAUUUUGGUUUGGCCAAAUUAUGUUCUAAGGAGCAAAGCACAGUAUCUAUGACAACAGCAAGGGGGACCAUGGGCUAUAUUGCACCAGAAAUGUUAUCCAGAAAUUUUGGGAGUGUGUCUUAUAAGUCAAAUGUUUAUAGUUUUGGUAUGUUAUUGCUUGAAAUGGUAGGAGGAAGGAAGAAUAUUGAUUUUAUGGUAGAAAACAUUAGUCAAGCAUACUUCCCGGAAUGGCUCUAUAAUCAUUUGGAUCAAGAGCAAGAGGUACACAUCCGAAUUGAGGAAGAAAAUGAUACUAAAAUAGCAAAGAAGCUAAGUAUCAUAGGACUUUGGUGUAUUCAAUGGUAUCUAUCAAAUCGCCCUUCGAUGAAGGUUGUGGUUAGAAUGUUGGAAAGAGAAGAAGACAAUUUAGUCAUGCCUCCUAAUCCUUUUGCAUCUAUGGGACAAACAAGCACAAGUGUUAAAAGACGCAAAACAUCUGUCCAACCAGGGUUGACAGUCAUAUCAGAAAUAGAAUAA